This is a messenger RNA of Camellia sinensis, 1382 nucleotides long. The record is from RefSeq and is a predicted model, not a curated record. NCBI's taxonomy places the organism in Eukaryota, Viridiplantae, Streptophyta, Magnoliopsida, Ericales, Theaceae.
AUCUGCAUUAAAAAAAAAUCGUGAAUUAAAAAAAAAUCAUUCAUGCAUUAAAAAAGAAAAUCAUGCAUUAAAAAAGAAAAUCGUGCAUUAAAAAAAAAAAUCAUGCAUUAAAAAAAAAGAAGAUAGUUUCGUUAGAUCAUUAUAAAUUGGAGUGGACCAUCCAUUCUUAUGUUCUCCCUCUCUCCAACCUUCAUUUUCUCUCUAUCCUCCACCUAUCCCUUCUCUGUAUUAUAGAUAUAGAAAAUGUUUUCCAAAGUCUUUCCUAUGUUUUUCAUAGUGCUUCACUUCACUUGCGAGGUUUUCAAGAAAGUGAAGUCCAAAGUGUUUAACCUGUUUUUCAAAGCGUGUCACUUCACUUGCAAAGUUUUUGAGAAAAUGAAGGCCAUAGUGUUUCACAUAGUUUUCAUAGUGUUAUCCUUCACCAACGAAGUUUUCGGGAAAUUGAAGUUCAUAGUGUUUAAGUUUUUUAAGGAACAACAAUUAGAUUUUUACUGUGCUGCCUUCAAUGUCCUGCUAGAAUUUGCAAGUGCCACAGUUGAACAAGUUGGAAAUGAAAAAAAUAUAAUAUACUCUUACGUGGGGCUUGGUUUUGCGGUGAUUGCAUUUAGUUUUGCAAUUGUAGAAGUUGUAUGGCUGAAGAAAAACAAAAAACCUAUUGCAUUUCUAGAAGUUUUUGGUCUUAUUUCUACUUUAGGCCAACUUAUGGCAUCUAUUUUGGAAAUAAUACUUAUUUUAUACAAAAAAGAGUGGAGGCUUAAGUUUUCCAUUUUCUCAGCUAUGUUUGCCAUGUCUACACUUGCUUUUAAGGUUUUCUCAAAAAUUACUGUUUUGUAUUUUAUAAAUUGUGAUUAUUACGGUAAAAUGCGGAUGAUGGAGGUGGAACUGAAGAAUAUGAAGUCAAGGGAGAAGGUAUUUCGUUGUCAUGUCUGUGCUCUUCAUGACCAUCCCAACCACUGGAAUUCCUAUUGGCUCGAUAGUGUUGCCGAUGAUGAUCAGAAGCUUUUUAACGGUGCUGGUGCUGCUCAUACUGUCGAGCCAAUAGAUCAAAUUGGGUUUUAACUCGUUUGCUGAGAAUGGAUAGAUGAGCAUCAUAAUAUGUGCUGAUUUAAUAUUGGUUUUGAGAUUAUUCCAAGCAGAUCUAAUUGAGCAUUUGUGGCAUCAACAUGGAGAUUUGUAAAAACUUUAUGUAUUAGAUAUAGUUUAUUUAUUUUGAAGUUUAUUUCCGACUUUGCUAUUUGUGAUUUCCCCCUUCCCGAGUUUGUUUCUUGAUCUUUGUAAGGUUUUUGCUUAGUUAAUUUGUGUUUUUUCAGUUCUUAAAUUGAUAAAUUAUCAACGAAUUUCCUUUAUGUUACAUAUAUAUAUAUGUAUUUUCUCCUGCUCCA